Messenger RNA from Bufo gargarizans (Asiatic toad), 1208 nucleotides. It is a transcript of the gene NHEJ1, whose product is annotated as non-homologous end joining factor 1. Gene Ontology annotation, cellular component: nucleus; DNA ligase IV complex. The transcript has 8 exons. Bases 38 to 940 code for a protein of 300 amino acids. The record is from RefSeq and is a predicted model, not a curated record. Gene Ontology annotation, biological process: double-strand break repair via nonhomologous end joining. Gene Ontology annotation, molecular function: DNA end binding. Lineage: Eukaryota; Metazoa; Chordata; Amphibia; Anura; Bufonidae.
GACUGGUUGGCAGCGGCAGAACGAGAGUCCAGACACUAUGGAGCUGUUGCAGGAUGUGGACGCUCACCUCUUGAAGCUGCCCUGGCAGACCCUGCACAUUGGUGACUGCAGUUUCUUCACUAAAGUUAAUUUUACAGAUUCCUCAUAUUGUGUUCUUGUGUCCGACCUCAGAGGCGCGUGGUGCGAAGAGGCUGCAGCUGACGUCAUCCAGGAGAGGUCAAAGGAGCUGAACAAGCGUCUGAAAGCUCCCAUCUCCUCAUUUCUCAGCCACCUGUCCCAGCGUAUCCGUCCGCUAUUGGAUUCUAAGGAGAGGACACCAAACACCUUGUCCUGCACCCGCACCCAGGGGACACUGAUGCUGCAUGUGAAGAGUCAGCUCUGUGGGCUCCCAUUUUACUGGGACUUUCACUGUAAAGAGGCCAGCGUCAGUACGGUGUGCCGCCACUUCCUGCAGCCUCUGAUUGCCAUGACUAAGGCCUUGGACUCUCAGUGUCAGGAACUGUGCACCUUACUGAGGAGGAAAGAUGAAGAAAUUCUGGAUUAUCAGGAGGGCGGAGCUGUGUUAUCCCGGGAUCGCUUAAAAACAGAGACUUUUGAUGAGAAUUCCUUCUUCAAGUCUUUCAUGAGUAAGAAUAUUCCAGAGCAGAGCGCCCCGUCUGGGCUCAGCGAGCGGCUGCAGCAGCUGUACAGCGAUGUGAUUGUCAUGCAAGAGCAGCAGGAGCCGGAAUCGGCAGGUGCAGGAGAUGGAGCCCGCCCUGGGUCAGAACAGUCGCUUGAAGGUAACAGCCGCAUGACAGACCCAGCUCAGCAAGAUGUGGACGAUGGUCAGACACAGAAACCCCCCCAGGAGCCUCCAGAUGACGUCCUCACACUGACACAGCGCCCCUCAGUUGUUGUAUCCAAGGCUAAGAAAAGGAAAGCCAAGGGGCUGUUCAAAUAACAGACGGCAGCAGGAGGGGGUGCAACGCAGGACAGGAGCCACGGCCCUGCAUCACCUCUUGUCAUUGAUUCACUGCAGAUGAUAGGCUUCCAUCUGAUAAGCUGUGGCCCCCUAGUGGUUAAGAUGCAGAUCACACUCACCUGGUGAGGUUCCUCUAUGUGUAGGUCAGGCAUCUGCUGUGGAUUCUCAUCUUAUACCCAGGACCUCGGCUACAGGUUUACAUGUAAUAAUAAGGCAAUCAUUUCCAAUAAAUGUGUUUUCUAAGAAA